UAGACGUGUAGCAUGAGCAUUACGCAAUCAUCAUGGCGAGCAAGAGCACUGUCGCUAACACGAGGAUGGAAACUACUCAUGAGGGAGCAGAGAACUCACAGCAAUCUGAAGAAUUUCGUUCAGUAAAACCCAAAUCCAGUCGAAAGAGAAAGUUGACAGAGGAAAAAAUGGUCACAGAAACACAAGAAAAGACAGAGAAAAGGCCGCAUUUUCCUCCAUUAAAAGGAGCACGAUUACUCGAUGGCAACACUGAUAUGAGGAAGAUUCCUGUUCCUGCCAAUAGAUAUACACCACUAAAAGAGAAUUGGAUGAAGAUAUUUACACCUAUUGUUGAGCAUCUCAAAUUACAGAUCAGAUUUAAUCUCAAAACAAGACAUGUAGAACUAAGGUCUUCAGAGCAAACUCAAGAAAUAAGUUCCCUUCAGAAAGGACAUGACUUUGUUAGAGCCUUUCUCUGUGGCUUUGAAGUAGAGGAUGCUUUGGCAUUGCUGAGACUUGAUGAUUUAUUCUUAGAAUCUUUUGAAGUGACCGAUGUAAAGCCACUGAAAGGAGAUCAUUUAUCUAGAGCUAUUGGAAGGAUAGCAGGGAAGGGUGGAAAGACAAAGUUCACCAUUGAGAAUGUUACAAAGACUAGAAUUGUUCUAGCUGACACAAAAAUACACAUCUUAGGCUCCUUCCAGAAUAUAAAGAUUGCAAGGACAGCUAUAUGUAAUCUUAUUCUUGGUAGCCCACCUUCUAAAGUAUAUGGAAAUAUGCGUGCUGUGGCAAGUAGAUCAGCAGAAAGAUUUUGAUGCAUCAUCAUUAAAGAGACGUAUAAACUGGAAUUUUAAGUCAUUAUAUAGAGGACAUUUAUUUUGACAAAAUGCAUGGAUGAAGCUAUAUUGGUUCACCCCUGAGUUAUGGACUAGAAGGUUGUUGUUGUUUGUAAGCAGCUUUGUCUCCAGUGAUGCAGUAUGUUUGCUGGCUGUCUAUUACAAGUCACUGGUAGAUAACAACAGAUCCAACAACCUUAUUCUUCAACCAGUCAUGUUCAUCGCUUAUCACACAAUCUAAGCUGUUAGCAGAAUUCUGUUUCUUUCUCCUGGGAAAUACAAUUUUUGAUGUGCCACAACCUUUCUACUCCUGAGUUUCAAGCCAUUUGGAAUGGUAUUACACAUUAAAUAUCAUAUUUAGACUUAUACUUUAUUUAAGUAUCCAUAUAUCCCAAUUUUCUUGCGCAGGUUUUGUUUUGGCCCCUCCGGGAUAAUGGUACAGCAUUCUAUUUUAUGAAAACGGGCUUACUGGCUUUUCAAGUCAUGAAAUCACUCCGUUUUUGUCUCGCCUGCAUAGCAGAGCGAGACUAUAGGCGCCGCUAUUCCGACGGCGGCGUCAACAUCAAAUCUUAACCUAAGGUUAAGUUUAUGAAAUGACAUCAUAACUUAGAAAGUAUAUAGACCUAGUUCAUGAAACUAGGACAUAAGGUUAAUCAAGUAUUACUGAACAUCCUGCCUGAGUUUCAGGUCACAUGACUAAGGUCAAAGGUCAUUUAGGGUCAAUGAACUUAGACCAUGUUGGGAGAAUUAUUUUCAAAAUCUUAACCGAAGGUUAAGUUUUUGAAAUGACAUCAUAACUUAAAAAGUAUAUGGACCUAGUUCAUGAAACUUGGGCAUAAGGUUAAUCAAGUAUUAGUGAACAUCCUGCACCAGUUUCAGGACACAUGACCAAGGUCAAAGGUCAUUUAGGGUCAAUGAACUUUGGUCAAGUUGGGGGUAUUUUUUUAAUUACUAUCAUAACUUUGAAAAUUUAUGGAUCUAGUUCAUGAAACUUGGACAUAAGAUUAAUCAAGUAUUAGUGAACAUCCUUCCUGAGUUUCAGGUCACAUGACCAAGGUCAAAGGUCAUUUAGGGUCAAUGAACUUUGGCCAAGUUGGGCGUAUUUGUUGAAUUACCUUCAUAACUUUGAAAAUUUAUGGAUCUAGUUCAUGAAACGUGGACAUUAGGUUAAUCAAGUACCACUGAAUAUUCUGUGCGAGUUUCAGGUCACAUGACCAUGGUCAAUGGUCAUUUAAGGUCAAUGAACUUUGGCCGUGUUGGGGGUCUUUGUUAAAUUACCAUCCUAACUCUGAAGUUUAUGGAUCUAUUUCAUAAAACUUGGGAUAUAAGAGUAAUCAAGUAUCACUGAACAUCCCCUGUGAGUUUCAGGUCACAAAACCACGGUCAAAGGUCAGUUAAGGUCAAUAAACGUAGGCCAUGUUGGGGUAAUUGUUGAAUUGCCAUCAUAACUUUGAAAGUUUAUGGAUAGAGUGAAUGAAAUGUGGACAUGGGUGUAGUUGACAAGUCUUAAGUCACCGUUCAAAUGUCAUCUAUGGUCAAUGAACGUUGUAUUAUGUCAUUAUAUGAAUGGUGUUUUUGUGAAUGAUUAUUUUAUAGUAGUUUUCAAAGUUAGCACUGCUGCUAUAUUAAAUCGCGUAAUGCAGGCGAGACUGCCAGAGGCGUUCCACUUGUUGUUAUAAACAUGUAUGUAGGAUGAAAUCACAUUUCAAUAUUUUUCUUAAAGUUUGGGUCUUGGAUUGAAACAUAUUCUAUGAUUCUUGCACAAGUCAUCCAAGUUGUCUUGAAGUGGGAAAUUGUGUAUUAAUUUUUUAAUGUGAAUAUCUUGCUGUACAACAGAUUUUGGUAGGUCCAAAUUUGUGAAUUGAUAGUACCGUUGAUACAACGUAACCCAGCUAGAAAAUCAGAUGUAUGAUCAAGCACAAAACAAUGUGUUCGGGGGAAGUGGGAUACAUGUAAACUGAAAUUUAUAGAUUUUUUUUCUUUUUAGCAAAUGUAUAGAAGUCACAUAAUCAUAUAUAAAUGUAUGAUAUAUAGUUUGAUCAUACCAAUCAAAUAUUAUUUUAGCAUCACAGGGUUUUUUUUAUUUUGAAAAAAUUCAGUCAAUAUUUGAAAACAAGUCUUUUCAUUGGCAGUUCAUGUAACAGGCAUUUCAGUUUCCAUGGUAGAUUUUAUUUCUCCAAAUAUUUGUUGGUCCAAAAUAUUGUAAACAUACAAUAUGAAUAUAAUGGUAAAAAUGCCAGUUUGCAAUAUCUAUGGGAUGCAUUUUUCAAUUGCAAAAAUGCAUUCAUUAUUAAUUCUUUGAAAGAAAUCCCUGUAAAAAUGCACUAGUGUAUAGUGCAAGUGCAUUUGGAUGUUAUGAAAUUGAUGCACUCCUGCUCCUUUGCCCACCCUCUUGGUGAAAGAAUUUUCAUUGGUUGAAUGAGUUGAGAGUGCUAUUAAACAGCAUUUCUUAUUAGACAUAGGCGUGUCUUACAGAGAUAAAAUGAAGAAAAAGUGGUUCUUAGAAUACCAAUUCAGAAAGAUUUUAAAGGUAUUUAGCCCACUUAUUAUAACAUAGAAUUUUUUUUUUUGUGCGAGAUAUAAUAAAUCUUAGAAUAUCAAUCCUGGCCACUGGCCUUACAGCCAUGUCCUGGUUGAGCCAUUAUGACAUAUUUUGUGUUGAUUAAUAUUAGGAAGAUAAUCAUUUAAUAAACUGCAUUCAUUAGAUGUAACAAUGAAAUAUAUCUUUUGUUUUGAAAAUGCCAAUUGCAAUACCAUGGUGCACAAUUGUUAUAUGUUUUGCAUCUAUAUUGGACUAACAUGUUAACUCAGUUUGUAUUGCAUCUGUCUCAUAACCGGGAGGUUGGGAGUUCAAACCCCGGCCGCGUCAGACCAAAAGACGUUAAAGUCCACCCAAAUAAAAAGUUGACUUGAAUAAAAAGAGAAAAAUCCAACGGGCAUGACACUGAAAAUUUCAUCAAAAUCGGAUGUAAAAUAAGAAAGUUGUGACAUUUUUUAAUUUUCGCUUAAUUUCACAUAAUAGUUAUAUGCACAUCCUGGUCAGUAUGCAAAUGAGGGAACUGAUGACAUCAAUCACUCACUUUUUCUAUGUAUUUCAUUAUUUGAAAUAGGAAAUAUUUGAAUUUUCUCCUCAUUGUCCUGUGAAACAAAGUUUUAUUCCUCACUGAACAUGUGGAGUUACCAUUGCUUAACAUUAUAUGGUUCAGUCAAGUUGGUCCUUAUUGUCAAAUCUGUAAAAAUUGAAAUAUUGUAUAAUUCAAACAAUAAAAACAAAAGAAAUAGUGAGUGAGGAACAUUUAUUCUCUCAUAUGCAUGUGGGUAAAUUGUGCAUAUAACUAUUUUGUGAAAAAUAAGCGAAAUUUCAAAAUGUCAUAACUUUCUUAUUUUACAUCCGAUUUUGAUGAAAUUUUCAGCAUUAAAUUAUGCUUGUCUGAUUUGUCUCUGUUGGUUAAAAACAACUUUUUUUCUGAGGUGGACUUGACCUUUAAAAGAUGGGAGUUACUGCUCCCCUGUUUGGUGUUCAACAAUCCAAGGGAUAGAGCUACAUCAAUCAAUUGGGCAAAAUUGAUUUUUCAGAGUAUUUCUAUUUCAUAUUUCAUUUUGAACAAUAAAAUAUGGAUUUUCACUUCAAUGUAUUUCAUGUGACAUGAUUGGAUGCCAUGACCCUUUCUCUAAAAAUCUAAUCUUAUUUUAACAUUAUUGAUGAAAAAUAAUUCCUGAUAAAAACAGGCAAUUGUCAUACAAGCAAAAUGUUUGCGUCUAAACGUAUAUUUUGCCUCCGACGAAGAUUCUGCUAGGAUCGAAAGCUUAGGCCCCUUUUUGACUUUCUAAAUGUAUAAUUGACAAUUUUCCUCACAAUCUUCAUAUUUCCAGAAUAAAUUAUGCAGGUCUAUAUAAUUUAUCAAAGAAGCCCUGCCACAGCGGAUCUCUCUUACCCCUAAUAUCAAUAAUGAUUCAUUGUACUUCUAAACAAUUUAUUUUGCCAUUAAAUGCGUACAUACAUGUAUAUUGUAA
Molecule: messenger RNA, 4826 nt
Organism: Lytechinus pictus (painted urchin)
Lineage: Eukaryota; Metazoa; Echinodermata; Echinoidea; Temnopleuroida; Toxopneustidae
Product: RNA-binding protein PNO1
Exons: 6
Coding region: 33-791 (252 amino acids)
Cellular component (GO): nucleolus
Molecular function (GO): RNA binding
Source: RefSeq, a predicted model, not a curated record